Messenger RNA from Anopheles aquasalis, 2940 nucleotides. RefSeq names its product aquaporin homolog protein drip (gene Drip). Gene Ontology annotation, cellular component: plasma membrane. The record is from RefSeq and is a predicted model, not a curated record. Gene Ontology annotation, molecular function: channel activity. NCBI's taxonomy places the organism in Eukaryota, Metazoa, Arthropoda, Insecta, Diptera, Culicidae. Gene Ontology annotation, biological process: transmembrane transport.
CCGAAACGGUCCGUUAGAGCUAGCUAGCUAGAGCGCUAGAGCGAAGCAUUUGCGAGUGAUUCCAAGACGCGAAAUCGACCAACCACCCCGCCAAAAAUCGAUUAAACCACAACCGAUAGCGAGAGUGAAUCCCGUUUUAAAGCACCAGGAACGGAACGGCAAGGGAACGUGGCGAAGGGAAACGUGUUGCGUGUUGGUGGCGUGCCAGGAAGUCAUCGCCAUUCGCCAAGACAGUUAAUGUGGCAUUAAAGUCGCCCAAAAAAGGAUCCCCUCCAAGUAGCGGCAAAACCAUUAGCUAUCGCAGGGCUCGAUCCUCUCUCUCUCUCGGUGAUUUACUAUCAGCUCCAAUUUAUCCAUGACCCCGCUCCCCGGGACACAGGAACCUCGUUAGAACCUUGCCUCGUUAAAGGUUCCCGUUCGCCGUUGGAAAGUUUGAUCGAUAUCAGUGCCUUCGGUGAUAGUAGCGAUUGGUCCCGGUACGUGGCUCUGUUUGUUUUUGUGCGUUCCGUGGUACCUCAUUCCGCCAGCAGACGCCAUCGGGGGUGGAUCGGCGUUCGGUUCUGGAACCUCGCGAGAGCGCCAGGAAGUGAAUUUGUGAUUCGUGUGGCGUGUUCGCGUUGGGUCAGUGCGUGUCUCACUCCAAAACCCUCGUCACGCCAAGCAGCAGCAUCCGGUAGAGCGAUGAUACCGAUUCUCGGGCAGUUUGAUCUGAAAGAAGGAGUGAAACAGAUCGUCGGCGUCUCGGAUAUCACCGAAAACCGCAACAUAUGGCGCAUGCUGGUGGCCGAGUUUCUCGGCACCUUCUUUCUGGUGGCGAUCGGCAUCGGUAGCACGACCGGCUGGAACGACUACAGUCCCACGCUGACGCAGAUUGCGUUCACCUUCGGCCUGGUGGUCGCCACACUGGCACAGGCAUUUGGGCACGUGAGUGGAUGCCACAUCAAUCCGGCCGUUACGAUCGGGCUGAUGGUGACCGGCGACGUGAGCAUCCUGAAGGCAGCGUUCUACAUCGUCUCGCAGUGCAUCGGUGCGAUCGCCGGAGCGGCCGUCAUUAAGGCCGCCACACCAUCGGAAGUCGUUGGUGGGCUCGGUGUGACCGGAAUCGCCCCGGGACUGUCGGCGGGCCAGGGUGUCCUGAUCGAGGCGCUCAUCACCUUCAUCCUCGUGUUUGUCGUCCACGGCGUGUGUGACAAUCGGCGCUCGGACAUCAAGGGUUCGGCACCGCUCGCCAUCGGACUCUCCAUCACUGCCGGUCAUCUGGCGGCGAUUAAGUACACCGGUGCCAGCAUGAACCCGGCUCGCUCGUUCGGACCAGCGGUCGUAAUGGGCAACUAUACGGAUCUUUGGGUCUACUGGGUUGGUCCGAUUGUCGGUGGUAUUGUGGCCGGGGCCAUGUAUCGUCUGUUCUUCAAAGUAAGAAAAGAUGAACACUAACAAAGUCGGUGACCAGGUGACUAACGACGUCCAGUACAUUUAGCCCGAAGCGUAACGUAUAACACCGCGAUAGGCCCGAAAGGCCCCCCCCUCCAUCUCGAUAGCUUCUACUGUGACUAAUUUCAUUAAAAACAACAAAAAAAAACCCCCUCCACCACACCAACAUCAACACGACUCCAACGACUGGCUGGACUCGCUCGUUUUGGCCGGCGGAUGAAGGAUCGAAGCUCGAGCAACAAAGAAAAAAAACAACCGUUUAUUCCCAUUCCCCACCGGAAGCCACCGGAAGUGGGGUGACACUGGUCGUGAAGGGCGCGCAUUAAACCAUCAUCAAAACAUCCACCAUUAAGCAUGUUGGAUCGAAAGGACCGGAAAAAGAGAGGGCUUCCUCACUCGGUUAUGAGGUGCUGAAGAGGGGAGCCCGGAUAAUCGGAGGAACCGAAGGAGAUGGAUACAGAGCGAUACACACAGAGCGUUUGGCACACGAAUCAUCGUUAAAGCUACACUAAUUCUAGCAACACGUAGGACACGAGGACGAGGAAUCUUCAAGGGUGACCUGAACUAACCAAAAGCACACACGCGAGCACGGUUGAGCAUUCGCUGCAUGCACACGUUACACACUCAUUUCAGUAUUUGUUUCUCUACAAAAACACUAACCCAACUAACUGUGGAAAAUUGUUGGAUAAGGAUAAUGGUCGGAUAACGAAGAAAGUUGUAAGUUGCACCGAAGCUGUACAUAAUCCUUCAACGGCUGGAUCGCACCAGCACCAUGCUAUCAUCAGCAGCAUCUACUCCACUCAGUUCUUGGUCUCACGAUCCACGUGUAUCAGCACCUUAUCGAUUAUAAGGCGCAAGACCAUUCGCGGUAGUUUGAAUACAAGUGAAUGGAUGUCCCCGCUGGUGUUGUACUACUCUCCUGCUUGCGGAUCUAUCUGUGAGUGCAUCGUGUGGUAUAUGCGUGUUUGUGCACCCUCUUGAUCACUCAUGUACGCACGCAUGCACGGACACGUCUCGUAGUGGCGUAAGAUUGUUAAUGUAUUUUAUCAUAUUUAAAUGGAGCUUAUUUUUUGGAACAGCGAGGCAGACGAUAGGAGCUUUUCUUCUUCAUCUUUUUUUUAUGUAGAUGCGAUGUACUUAAGUGAAAUUUAAAGAGAAAGAUAUAGAAAACAGAAAGCGAAAAACACCUUUAAAAAAUACAACAAAAUUACCUAAAUUCCCCAGAAGAGUUCGCACAAAAUACGAAGCCCACGGUUCCACGUAUUCCGCUAUACAUAUUAUUCAGGCAGCACAAACGCAAACGGGCAAACGCGUUUACAUAACUCUAACGUAAGUUCUAUUUAUGUAUCAUAUACAUUGGAAUUUACCAGAAAAAAGAAACAAACAAAAAACAUAACAAAAGCUCGGCGGAAAAGGCAGUAAUAUUGUUGUAAAAGUUGUUGAGCAGAGUGUAUGAGAGAGAGAGAGAGAGAGGAUAAAUUUAAAUAAAAUAUACGAUUACAAAACAUA